UGCAUUUUCAGGCUAAUGACACCAGGAAAAACACUCUCGCUCUUCGAGGCGCUUUUCCAGUGCAACGAGGCCUGCAGCCCAAUCUCCUCCUCCUAACAGAUGGUCUACCUGUCAAGCCAUAAAAACCAGGCACUUCCCAGGGCCCAGACUAGUCAUCAUUCGCGGUACAUUCGAUACAGACCGAUUUAUAGACAAGCACGCGAUCUUCGAGAUGCCACAACCAGGCGGGGAUUACUUCAUCAUCAUUACUUCCUUCUUAGUUUUGAUCUGUUUCCUAGUUCCAACUAAGGCAGCCAGUUAUCAAAUGGAAAACUACGACCUGGAUAUGGAUAGUGGGGGCAUAUCAAACUCUAGCAACGCAGAGGAGUUCUAUGGAGGCGUAACUUCCCUGGAAAGACCUAUUUCUUGGCUAAGAAGUGCCAAUAGCAUGAUGGGCAGUCCAGCUGGCCAUGUGGUGAUGCAGGUGGCCAAGGAACUGCUGCAUCGUUCAGCCGGAAACAGUCAAGUCCUAAGUCUGAACCUGACCAAUCUGCUGAUUAUCAUACUGCUAAAAGUCCUCAUCUUCUCAGCUGGAAUGUUGGGAGCAGGACACUGGAGUGCCUAUGGUUAUGGCCAUGGUCGGUCGAGUGAUAGCAACUAUGGUUUGGGCCUAACUUCUGGUGAUGACUAUCUGAUAACUGGGUUUCUAGCCGCCCAGGGAGCAGGUAGAGAUGAGUGUCUGUAUGCAGCAUCCUGUGCCAGCCCUGCGGCAGCCUACGAAUACGCGAAGGCAGGACGUUCUCUUCUGGGCGCCGUUGAAUUGUUCCAAGGGGUGCCGCUGGAGAAACCACGCUACACCGAUCUCAUUGUUCUAAUGGAGCGAGCCGCCCACGAUGGCUUCCAAGGAAAGGUCUGCAACAUCACCCAGACUUGUGACGGAUUGCUUUGA
Messenger RNA from Drosophila subpulchrella, 928 nucleotides. RefSeq lists its product as uncharacterized. Lineage: Eukaryota; Metazoa; Arthropoda; Insecta; Diptera; Drosophilidae. The record is from RefSeq and is a predicted model, not a curated record. The transcript has 3 exons. The coding region runs from base 212 to 928 and encodes 238 amino acids.